UCAGGCGUGCCCUUUGCCUGUUGCCCCGAAUCGAGGACCUAAGGAGACCAGAAGUUAGCGGCAAUCACUCCAUCCGUGCAUUUGACCAACUCUGUCGGAAGGGUCCUCCUGCCUCUCCUCUUUCCAAGUGAACCAGUGGAAUUUUCAAGUCCCAUUUCCUCUCCCGCGUGGAAACUUUUCCCCGAGCCCAUUCAUUUCGGGAGUUUGGAUGGCAGCCCCCCGGGCUUGGUAUUAAAAGGAAAAGCAAGGCGAGGCACUUCGAAAGGAUUCCCUUUCAGCGAACGAGUGAAGUGAAGGGAGAAGGACUCAGCCGCUGAUUUUGCUGGCUGAUUUGCCGAAAUGCUGAACAUGGCGAUGAGGAUCGCUGUACCCCUCGCCCUCGUCUUGGGUUUAGUCCUCCAUCUCUUCCCUCCGGUCCAACUCGCUGAGCCCGAAUCCCAUCAGUCGCCCCUUCCUGCAGAUAAGCUUUUAAUUCUAACUAUCGCAACGAAGGAAACAGAUGGCUUCCACCGAUUUAUGCAAUCAGCAAAUCACUUCAACUACACAGUAAAGGUCUUAGGCAAAGGUGAAAAGUGGAAAGGAAGAGGGCAACCAAAUUCUAUUGGUGGAGGUCAGAAAGUUCGUCUGUUAAAAUCUGCAUUGGAGACGUAUGCUGAUCAAGAAGAUUUGGUGGUUAUGUAUGUGGAUUGUUAUGAUGUUAUAUUUACUGGAGGACCUGAGGAAUUACUGAAGAAAUUUCAGCAAAUUAAUCAUAAAGUUGUAUUUGCAGCAGAUGGCUUGAUAUGGCCUGAUAAAAGAUUGUCUGACAAAUACCCGAUUGUUCGCAGUGGAAAACGAUUCCUUAAUGCUGGAGGAUUUAUUGGUUAUUAUCCAAAUGUAAAUGAUAUUGUACAACAAUGGGACCUUCAAGAUAGUGAUGAUGAUCAGCUUUUUUAUACAAAAAUUUAUAUUGAUCCAUUGAAGAGGGAACGUAUUAAUAUUACUUUGGAUCACAAAUGCAAUAUUUUCCAGACCCUAAAUGGAGCUGUUGAUGAAGUUCUUCUGAAAUUUGAAGACGGAAGAGCCAGAGCUAGGAAUUCUAUAUAUGAUACUCUGCCAGUCACUCUUCAUGGAAAUGGCCCAACAAAACUUAAUCUCAAUUACUUUGGAAAUUAUAUACCUAAUGGCUGGACUCGUGAAACAGGUUGUGGUGUCUGUGACUCAGAUUUAUUAGAAAUUGCUACAUUGCCUGAGGGUCCAACAGUAACAAUUGGUAUUUUCAUUGAACAACCAACUCCCUUCCUAUCAAAGUGCUUAGACAGAGUAUUGAAUCUGGAAUAUACAAAAGAAAAACUUAGCAUCUUUAUUCAUAAUAAUGAAGUUCAUCAUGAAAAGGAUAUAAAAAACUUUUGGGAAAAAGCGAAGAAUAUAAUUAAAACUAUAAAAAUUGUUGGACCUGAAGAAAAUCUGAAUCAAGCCAAUGCCAGGAACAUGGGAAUGGAUAUCUGUCGACAGAAUAAAGAGUGUGACUAUUAUUUCAGCAUUGAUGCAGAUGUUAUUUUAACAAAUCCAAAUACUUUGAAGCUUCUAAUAGAACAAAAUAGAAAGAUCAUUGCACCUCUUGUAACACGUCAUGGGAAACUCUGGUCUAACUUUUGGGGUUCAUUAACUGCUGAUGGGUAUUAUGCUCGAUCUGAAGACUACAUAGAUAUUAUCCAAGGAAAUAGAAUAGGUGUGUGGAAUGUCCCUUAUGUAGCUAAUAUAUACUUGAUCAAAGGACAGAUUCUCAGAUCUGAGAUGAAUGAAAGAAAUUAUUUUGCUCGUGAAAAGCUGGAUUCUGAUAUGGCGAUGUGCAGGAACGCCCGGGAAAUGACCAUACAGAGGGAAAAAGACUCCCCUUCUGUGGAGACCUUCCAUAUGCUCAGCCCCCCAAAGGGGAUAUUUAUGUACCUCACUAACAGACAUGAAUUUGGGAGACUUGUAUCAACUGCUAACUACAAUACUUCUCACUACAACAAUGACCUUUGGCAAAUCUUUGAAAAUCCUGUGGAUUGGAAGGAGACUUACAUAAAUCCCAACUAUUCGAAAAUUUUUACUGAAAAUAUAGUAGAACAGCCAUGCCCAGAUGUGUUUUGGUUCCCCAUAUUUUCUGAAACAGCCUGCAAUGAAUUAGUAGAAGAAAUGGAACACUUUGGCCAGUGGUCUGGUGGAAAACAUCAUGAUAGCCGCAUUUCUGGAGGCUAUGAAAAUGUUCCAACAGAUGAUAUUCACAUGAAACAAAUCGGCCUGGAAAAUGUGUGGUUGCAUUUUAUCAGAGAAUUCAUAGCACCUGUAACCCUAAAAGUAUUUGCUGGCUAUUAUACAAAGGGUCAUGCCUUGUUGAAUUUUGUUGUGAAAUAUACUACUGACCGACAGCGCUCUCUCAGACCUCACCAUGACUCAUCUACAUUUACCAUCAACAUUGCCCUUAACAAACCAGGAGAAGAUUUUCAAGGAGGUGGAUGUAAAUUUCUGAGAUACAACUGCUCAAUCGAAUCACCUAGAAAAGGAUGGAGUUUCAUGCAUCCAGGAAGACUUACUCAUUUACAUGAAGGACUUCCAAUUUUAAAAGGAACAAGAUAUAUUGCAGUAUCAUUUAUUGACCCUUAAGUUUAUUUUCCUGGCCAUUCAGAGACAACGUACAACAAACUUUUAUUUAAAAAUUUUGUCCCAGAAGACAGUGACAAAAGAAGCUUCUUCAAGAUGGCUGCUUUAUUUUGGGCUAAGAUUUAGAGGGAAACAAAUACUUAUAAGCAUCUGCUUUGAGCCUUGAGAUGCAAAUAAAAUAAAAUAAAAAUAAUUUACUUCUCUUCCUGUUUUAAAGGAGUGGAAAGUCCUUGAUAUGAUCACUCUGUAAAAGUGUUAAUAUGGCUUUUCCAUUUGGUAAUUGCAUAAAUAGCAAGCUGCACAUCUUGAUUUUUUUAAAAGAAAAAAUUGGAUAAUUGUUCAUAUUGUGCUUAGGAUCAAGUUCACUAUAGAUGAAGGCAAAGCAUUGGCCCCAAAGUUGUGCCUGGUUUACUCACAGACUCUUUUAAGUGCCUUAAAAGAAAAAAAAAUCUUGACUUGAAAGCAUCUUUGCUUACCAUCUACUCUUUGAUUGGACUGAGAUUUUCUAAACAAACUUUUUGCACAAACUCCAGCCUUGACAAUAGAAGCCCUCAUUUUGAGAAAACUUUAGAAUACCAAGUAACCUCAGAAACCAAAUUCUUUACUUUUGCAUAAAAACUACUUGAAUGUUGUAUCAGGACACCAAAAAGCUGAAGUUCUUAAAAAUAAGCAAAUAAAUAAAUCAGGUUUUUGAUUUGCCUUUAUUUUUUGAGGGAACAGUUUUAAAUAUUACUGCUGUGCCUACUGUUUGUAAUUUAAAAGUUUCACUUGAAAAAAAAUGCUGAAAUCAAAUCUGAGGUGCUAAGUGCAUAUAUUUUGAGGUAAAUAAAAAUUUAAAGUAAGUUUU
Messenger RNA from Crotalus tigris (Tiger rattlesnake), 3472 nucleotides. RefSeq names its product procollagen-lysine,2-oxoglutarate 5-dioxygenase 2 (gene PLOD2). The transcript has 20 exons. NCBI's taxonomy places the organism in Eukaryota, Metazoa, Chordata, Lepidosauria, Squamata, Viperidae. Gene Ontology annotation, biological process: peptidyl-lysine hydroxylation. The record is from RefSeq and is a predicted model, not a curated record. Bases 340 to 2628 code for a protein of 762 amino acids. Gene Ontology annotation, cellular component: endoplasmic reticulum. Gene Ontology annotation, molecular function: L-ascorbic acid binding; iron ion binding; procollagen-lysine 5-dioxygenase activity.